CGCCGCCCGCGGGCACAGCAUGCGCUAGCCAUGGGCAAGAAGAACUCCAAGCUCAAACAGGACACCAUCGACAGGCUCACCAAGGACACCUACUUUUCCGAGAAGGAGGUUCGACAAUGGCACAAGGGAUUCCUGAAAGAUUGCCCCAAUGGCCUGCUCACGGAACAGGGCUUCAUCAAGAUCUACAAACAAUUUUUCCCACAAGGCGACCCGUCCAAGUUCGCGUCCCUCGUCUUCAGAGUGUUCGACGAAAACAACGACGGUUCCAUCGAGUUCGAAGAGUUCAUACGGGCCCUGUCCAUCACGUCCAGAGGCAACCUCGACGAGAAGCUGCAUUGGGCCUUCAGGUUAUAUGACGUCGAUAAUGAUGGCUACAUUACCAGAGACGAGAUGUACAACAUUGUGGACGCCAUCUAUCAGAUGGUGGGCCAGCAGCCAAACGCGGACGACGACAACACCCCGCAGAAGCGCGUGGACAAGAUCUUCGACCAGAUGGACAAGAACCACGACGACCGGCUGACGCUGGAGGAGUUCCGCGAGGGCAGCAAGGCCGACCCGCGCAUCGUGCAGGCGCUCUCCAUGGGCGACGCCGGGCCGCGCAUGUCGGCCGCCGGCCAGCCGCCCCCGGCCACCCCCGGCGUCGCGACGCCGCCCCCGCAACAGGCGCCGGCAUCGCCGUCGCCCGCCCCGGGGUAGCCCCUCGUUGCGUCGCACGGCCUCCCCCCUGGUAGUCCGAGGACGUUGACCUCCAUUCCGCUGAAUGCUGACUCUUGUUACAGGUUGAAGCGUAACCUUUCGUUGCCGUUCACUUCUGUUGCAAAACGGCUGUUCCGUCGCAAAGUGACUGUCGUUUGAAUAUGUCUGAGCAGUGGCUGACAAUGUUCGGCAACUUCACAAUUUCACUUUUUUUUGCGCUUCGUGUGAUCCGUUGACCUGCAUAGGGACAGUAUUAUUGUUUGGUUGUAAUCGAAAUAUAUCGUGUAGAUUCUUCUCAUUGCACUUGGAAAUAGGUUACUAUGGACACGUUAAAUGUUUUCUGUGUAUCCCCCUGUCAAAUCUCUACUGUACAUCUGCACGAUAUGAAUAAUGAACUUCUCCACGAAUGUUAAACUGAUACACAAGCAUUUAAGUAGUCAAUAAAAAAGCUACAAUGACUUCCUUGGAGAGUCAGGAAGUUUUUAAGGAAACUUCAUAAAGGAAUCGUGUUAUUAUCUUUCCAAAACACGAGUGUUAUGAAAUAUGCUAUUUUCAACACUUUGUUUCGGAGAUAACAAUUGAUAUCGCGUGGAAAUAUUGAUAAAAUAUCGUGAAAAGACUGGCAUUUCUAUCAUUACUGGCAUCCGUCACACUUUCGCUGCCUUUACAAAUGUUAUACACUAGCCUCCAUUUUUGUCUAACUAAAUUAAUUGUAUCGUAUAAAAAUAUGUAAAUGCAGCAUAAUAUAUACUGCGCUGAAACCGUGAGGUCUCAAUACAAUGAGGCAUGCGCCGUCUUGUAGACUCUGCUGAAUGAUUAAUUCCUAUCAUGAUUUACCUGACUGUGGUUCUCGGUGGACACUGAGGACUCGUGUGUCUUUAGCACACUACUGUAUAACGCAUAGUCACCGUCCGGAAACAUGAACAUUUCUUUUUUUUCCCUGUUAUAUCUCCACCUAAAAUAAACUCCGUAAUUCACGUUGCCUACGGGUUGGUAAAGGUUCACAUUUUGUACCAAAAAAUUUCUAAUGUAAUUUCUUCUGGUUCCAGUUUCCAUCUACUGUGUAGUAAAUUUAAUUUUUUUUUCUAAAGUCCACAGAAUGAUACUGAUGUUAGCAACUAAGCGCAAAGCUAGCGUUUUAGAGGAACAGCAUUUCAACAUUCAGAGGAAAGCAAAUAAUUUUUGCUCGCCUGUGAGAAAAUUGUUACAGCGAAACUGUUAAUACUCGAAAUACAGUGCUAGCGUGGACAAACUUUGUUUUUCAUAACAAUAUCAACGGAAAGAAGGUACCGCAGAUAACAUCAGCAACUUCCUGACUUUUCAAGCCAUAUCUAGAUUUCUUUGUAACGGUGUGAUAUCUUUUGCUAUUCAUUAUCAGUCACUGACGGGGAUAGAACCGAAGAAAAGUUGCUUGCUAACUAGACGUUUAAGACGUAAGUUUUGCUUUUAAUUUCGCUAUCAUAGGCUUUGUAUGACGCCACAAAUAAAGUGUAAAGCUUGUUGUUGUUGUUAUUGUUAUACUCAUAGUGUACAGCUCAGUGUAUCUGACCACAUCAAGUGAGUUGAGAAAGAACUGUGACUUAACUCUACGGUAAUGAGACUGUUUUUGCUAAGUGACACUAUCCCCCACCAUCAUCAUUUUGAAAUUAACGCAUCACAGUGAUAAGAAGUUUGAGAAUAAGAAUAUCACAGACGCUUGAGAUCAGGUGCAGCCUGCUUUUCUUAUUUGAUGUUUUCAAGUUUAUACGUGUGUGAGAAAGCUCUGGGUCUAUGGAUGUGUUUGUUACAGCAGCAGAAUCCAUCCUAUCAGUCGACACGGAUUUAUACUAUCACAGACAAAGAAGUUGUUGCGGAUGUAGGGACAAAGCACAGAUGUGCCAGAAGUAACUGCUAUGUCACACUAGUUCGACGUGGCUAACUGCCAUAUUGCUUCAAACUGUUAGACAGAUUAUAAAUCCAAGCAAACAAGAACUAGAUCCUUUCUCUUUCGUGCAAAAAGUGUACAAAUGUAGCUGUUUGGCCACCCUGCACGAUCCUCUUUGAAGCUUCGAUCAGUGCCCAGCACUUCCUCUUCCAUGGCCUAAUGCCUGACUGUGACAUUUACUCUGUUAAAUGAAAAUUCCUCAAAAGUGUUGUGCAGAGUAUUUGGGAUGUUCCGCUGAAGAACCAAAGUGUCGAUCGGGGAGUUCUUUAAAUGUACUUCUCACACAGGAAUUGUUCAGUAACUGCAAAAGGUGUCAAUGUAUCGCAGUACUAAAUACGGUCCAUCAAAAUGAGUGUGUGUCUACUGUAGACCCAUCUAGAUCAUUAAAUUAUAACAAUGAUUACUUUAAAUAAUUUUUUCGCCCAAUUUUUUAGCUACGCAAGUAUCUUAAUACGACUAUAGUUUAUCAUGCAUCGUUUUCAGUAAUUUUCGCUUGAAAGAUAUUCCUCAAUGUGGCUGUAAAGAAAUCGACCCUAAUGUGGAAGUGUGUACAGCUAUAUGUCUAAUACAUGUAAAGUAUAUAGCAUUCGGUGAUGAAUGGGACGGGUUUCGCUGCUAAUCCGUCACUGUUGUGGAACGUGUUUUGUAUUUGUGAGUUUGUAUGUGUGUUUAUGAAAUGGCGCUUUCGUAUUUGUUUUAAGAUUGUCCGUAUGCAAGUGGCCUAGAUAUGUCAUGUAUUUUUUUUUUUAUUUUCUUAGCAACUCUGUGAUAAGUAACAAGCAUUUGAGUGCUAUAAUGUCUGAGAACUGGAUAUUUAUUUUUUAACAGGAAGUGCAUUUUUCGUAUAAGUCGAUCUUGCUCGCCAUUUGGGUAGUCUCACCAACUAAUUCAUAUGUGUGUGUUUUGAUGACGCCAGUGGACAAAUAAUCUGAUGUAUAGACAGUUAAAAUCACAUUGCCCUUAAAUUAUGGUGUCUAGCUUUAGUUUAUCUGUAGAAUAGCAUCUUCUCAAAGUUUGUAAUCUCCUUUACGACUAGACAUGUAAAUAAUAAUUAUUUAUCAAUAUAUAGGUCUAUAAACUAGUCGUCACCGUUUACUAAAUGUUGCUAGUCAAACCUUAUUUCGGUUCCUCAGCAGUUUCAACAUUACAACUGAAGUAAUGCGUGACUAUUUUCCAAUUUAUGCUCUGAAUGUAUACUUUACUGGAAAGCAAAACAGUUUUACAUAAACCGUAUCUUUCUUCAAUCAAAUACUGUAACACUAGCAAUAGAGUUUGAAGGUAAAAGAUUCUGAUUAUAGAAACACUUUAUGUUCUAAACCUUCGCUGCCGCCUAUGUGGUUACAGUAUUAGAAUUCUGAUAAGCUAACGCCGAAUGAGAAAAUAGUUUCAGUGGUAAAAUUGAGUUGGCGACCUUCUACAACAAAUAGUUGACGUAACUUUCACUGUAGCGGAAUUCGAGAGUGAAAUCCAGGUGUUGUGUACUAUUUUAGUGCAGGCAGUUAAAAAAAUAUUUUUUCCAUCGAGAUUGUGAAUAUAAUUUUGAACACAAGGGCAUGUUUCCGAUCAUUACUAAAGUAUAAAAGAAAUAAUUACAGAAAAUUUAGAAAAAACAAGAGAACAAAAGAAAACAUGAUUAUUUUCAAUCAUAAUGACGUCAUACUUUUGUAAUACGCCCAAUUUGCUGUCGAGACCUGCGAGAAAUCCAGACUAAAGUUCAGUGCAACUUGUAUAUAAGAACUGCUUAUAUUUAUUUUAUGAAAAGCAAUUGUAAUAAUAUUGAUGUUAGGUUGCACCCAUCUGAUUGUGUAUUGUAUUUUUCGGAAACUAUUUUGAUAAAUGUUAAUGUUAUCUACAAUGAAAUAAUACAAAAGCUGUUUAUGUGGUUUAUGACAAUCGCUGGAAAGUUCCAGUGUCAUUUGUGUGAAAAGGCCAUCUAGACACAAACAUUCCAGUAAUUUUGUAAAGUUAUUGGUUGUUAAAUUAUUCUUCAGGUGAUGUGAGAUGUACAACAAACCUUAUUUUUGUUGUAAAUAUAUUUGAGCGUUAGAUAAUUAAAACAUUUAAUGAUUCAUUGAAAUGAAUGUGGUGAAAAGCUUUUAUAUCCAUUUUAUAUCCCAACUGAGUUAUCUGUUACUGCAACCAUUGCCUUUACUAUUGUAUUCCUUUAUAAGUAACACUGCAAACAAUAUUGACUUCAAAGUGCACAUUGAAAAGAAGAUAUUAUGUAUGUGAUUGUAAUCGCUAGCAUCCUGACGAAUGUGAUACCUGUUACUAUAAGUCACUAAACAUUUUUACCUUACAUUUAAUACAUUAAAGUGUCGUAGUUCAUAAUGUUCAGUCUAAUACUUUUUUACAUCUAUAUAUCAGAAAACUUUGUAAUACGACUAAAACAAAGAUUUAAGAUGGUAGGAAAUCUCAAGAAUGACAGGUUUUCAUAUAUCUUCACACACCUGUACGCAUUUCAAACUAUCUCUAAACAAUCUGAAAAAUUAAAUUUGCUAUUCGAUCGUAACAAGAUGUUCCAGUAGGACGUUAAAUGAUAACUGCACCACCGUGUUCAUAGAGCACGUCAGUACCUGUAAACUAACAAUUCUUUUCGUGGAUUAUGUAUUUCACAUCACAUCUGUAAGUAAAUAAUAAGUUCUGGUUGCAUAAAUGUACAGUCAGAUAUCAAUCAAAAAUAAAACAGUAGAUUAACAUACAACAA
Schistocerca serialis cubense is the source of this 5327-nucleotide messenger RNA. RefSeq names its product frequenin-1. The transcript is spliced from 7 exons. The record is from RefSeq and is a predicted model, not a curated record. NCBI's taxonomy places the organism in Eukaryota, Metazoa, Arthropoda, Insecta, Orthoptera, Acrididae. Gene Ontology annotation, molecular function: calcium sensitive guanylate cyclase activator activity; calcium ion binding. The coding region runs from base 31 to 696 and encodes 221 amino acids.